UUAUUUGCUUCUUCCUUCCCUUUCUUCUUCUCUUUCCCCUUUUAUUUCUUUACUACCAUGAGCAGCAAUGGUGGCGGCGGAUGCGGUGGUGUAUCUGAAGGGUCAAGAGUUUCGAUCCCCGAUAAUGCAAAGAAAACGAUCCAAAGCAUAAGGGAGAUCACAGGGAAACAACACGGCGAUGAAGAAAUCUAUUCAAUUCUCAAAGAGUGCUUUAUGGAUCCCAAUGAAACUGCCCAAAAGCUUCUUUAUAUGGAUACAUUUCAUGAUGUGAAAAGAAAGCGUGACAAGAAAAAGGAGGCAGCUGGUACACAAGAACGAAGGGGACAGGGCAGUCGAGGGAACUAUUAUUCAUCACCUAGUAAAGUUAUUGGAGGUGGAAGAAAUUCAUUUGCUAAGAGAGGGUAUGGGGUUAAUCGUUCCACAGAUAGAGGUUCUAUGCCUUCCCAAGUAUCUCAGAAAGUGAAAAAUAACACACCACCUUACAUGAAAAAAACAUCAACUGCCAUACUCAAUGGUACUACUAGUUUACCAAAUGGGAACUCCAGUCAUGGACAUGGACCCCAAUUAUCCGUUGGCAGUAUAAUUAGUGAAAGUAAAGGUGGCUUACAUCUAAACAAGACAUCAAAUAUUUCAGAGCAAACAGUUGUCAGAGAACCUCCUGCACCCAUUCCUUCUCAGUCCUUUUGCUCUGUGAUUAAAAGUCAAGAGAAGUCUGCAUCAAAUUUGAAUGCCUUAUCGACUUCUAGAACUUCGCCAAUUCUCUCUGUUGACAAUUUAUCUGCUUCAGAUCCUGGGUUGGCAUCAACCGUCUCGCAGCAUGCUUGUGCUGUGAGUACCGUAAACCAUGAAGUUGGAAACCAACAGGAAGCUACUGAAUUAAACCAUAUUCAAGGAAGCAAACUUGUUUCCUGUGGUAAUGAUGUAUCUAAUACUGAGAAGAUGGUGUCUGAGGUUCCAAUCUCAAUGCAAGGAAAGGAGGAAACCAGAAAAUCAAAUGAUUCUGAACAGUUUAAGCAACCCAAGCCUGUAGAGCAAGUCGUCGCAUCUGAGGUUACAACCAUCGCUGGUAAAGCCAGUUUUCAAUUUCCCGCUGAUUCAAAUGUCUGCAAUGGUCAACAUGUUACUUUUCCAACCCACUUCCAAGUUUCUGAAGCAUUGAAGAAUGGCUUAACUUUUGGAAGCUUUGAUGCUAGUUUUGGACAUGUAUCAAAACCCACUAAUGUCUCUAAUUUAGAGAUUAAUUCUGCAAGGCCUGUUGAAACUUCUCAGGGUGUUGACGGUGCUGCUGGAGAGCCUGCUUCUAGCCAUGGUAUAUUACCAGCUGUGGAAGGGGACAACACUGAUCAACAAGAAGCUCCUCCUGAGUUUGAGAAAGUGCCCGAAUCAGAUUGCAAUGUAUCAUCUGAUGCUGACUUGAAAGUUGAUCAGUCCAAUCAAGAAAUGCAUCUGCACCCAGAGAGUAAUCAGAGUGUCAUUCCAAAUGUUCCAAGCUAUGGGCUAAGUUUCAUGCCAGCAUCGGCAGCCCACCAUGCACAGUUUGAUGGACCUGAUGCAAGGAACCAUGAUGUUUCUCGUCUGACAAACCUUGUUGGUGGUUCACCAGCUCCAUCUGGCAGUUCAACUCCACCUAUACAGAGUUCUGUUGCUGCAGCCCCACAGGCAGUUCAUCUUUUCCGACAGCCAUUUCUACCUAAUUACUUCCCUUAUCCCCACUAUCUUUCACCCUUUUAUAUGCAUCCAAUGCAUCAGUUUCUAAGCCCCACUGGGCUUCCUCAGCAACCUUCAACUGGCAAUGUAUACAUGCCUCCUGGAGCAACUCCACCUGAGGUUAAAUUCCCUCUACCACAGUUCAAGCCUGGAACUCAUGCAGGAAAUCCAGCUCACCUCACAAUUCCAUGCUAUGUUCCAUUGACUUCCCCACCUAUUGGUUUCAAUUUACGUGUUCCAUCAGUGACUUCUGCAAGCUCUAGCAGCAAGGACGAUAUUGCAGCAUUGCAGUUGAAGGAAAAUCACAUAUGCACAACUGGACCGCUGAAUGAAGGUUCAGCUCUCUGGAUGCCUGCACCAGGGCAAGAUCUAUCCAACUUGCCGGUUAAUUCUUUAUUCAACCUUUCCCUUCAUGGCCAACAGCUUCCUUACUCUCCUGCACAAGCUGGUCAUGGUGCUUUUGCUGGGCUUUAUCUGCCGCCUCCACAAACGAUGGCAGCUCCUUCCAACGUUAACACCCUACUACAACAGUCUCAAUCCAUGGCUGCUGCUGUCAGAACUGUAGCCCCAACGGGCACUUAUCAGCAGCCUCAACUUGCACAGGUAAACUGGAAAACUAAUUACUGAACCAUUAAAAGUAUUACGAUGAUGCAAUCUAGAAGAAAACCAUUGAGGAACUCUUCAGAAGGUAAAAAACUGAAACUCUGGCCUACUCUUGGAAUGUAUAUGUGAAAGGCAUCUCAGACAUUAGAGUUGAUGUGUGGUGGGGAAAAUAUAUUUGUUGCUGACUUUGUGUUGGCUUUUCGUCCCCGCCAUUUGUGUUUGUUCUGGGCAGAAAACUCUGUUCGUUGUUCAAUUGGGACUCUUAUUAUUGUCGUAAGAGAACUCUAGGAAUUGAAGAGGUCAAAUAGAUUUUUGAAUUAGGUGGGAUUUUGCCAAUUUUCCUUCUCUCUUUGAUAUUGUCUCACCUGUAUAUUAAAUUUUGAAUUAAAUAGUGAGGAAACGAUAAUAUAAAGCUGUAAUUGGUAUAUGAGAA
Hibiscus syriacus is the source of this 2743-nucleotide messenger RNA. Its product is annotated as GBF-interacting protein 1-like. Gene Ontology annotation, cellular component: nucleus. Lineage: Eukaryota; Viridiplantae; Streptophyta; Magnoliopsida; Malvales; Malvaceae. The record is from RefSeq and is a predicted model, not a curated record.